Messenger RNA from Colletotrichum siamense, 1278 nucleotides. RefSeq names its product Protein urg3 (gene urg3). The transcript has 4 exons. The record is from RefSeq and is a predicted model, not a curated record. The coding region runs from base 1 to 1278 and encodes 425 amino acids. Lineage: Eukaryota; Fungi; Ascomycota; Sordariomycetes; Glomerellales; Glomerellaceae.
AUGGAUUCUCAAGUCAAGUAUUUGCUUUCCCUUAAGGCUGUCCGCGAUCGGUCCAAGAUUGUGGGAGAGGCCGCCAAGUCUGGCAAGCUGAGCCACUUUGAGGUUCGGGAAGAUAAGCUGGAUGAGGUUGUCGACUUCGUUGCUUCUGUGAUCAAGCGUGACUAUGGGCCAGACAAGUUUGACACAAUCCCUCCUCACGGGCGCUGGCAACAUUUCGAAGUCGGAAAUGUGCCCCGCGUCGCCAACAUCAUGGAGGAGUGGAAGAAGGAGGGGUGUGACAAGACUGAAGUGACCCGCCGCCUCAUCGACCUCUUCUUUGUCUCUGUGCUUUUGGACGCUGGUGCAGGCGACCACUGGAGAUACACAGAGCCCGGAACCGAUCAGGUCUAUGAGCGUAGUGAGGGGAUCGCUGUAGCCAGUCUCCAUAUGUUCAAGUCCUUGUCUUACACCUCAGGAUCUAUUCCGAUAGUCGAUGGCAAGGGGCUGGAGAAGCUCCAGACCGAUGAGCUUGCAAAGGGCUUCCAAGUGUCUGACAGCAACCCCAUGUUAGGAGUCGACUCUCGUGCGGCACUUCUCAGGAGCUUGGGAGGGUCAUUGCUUGCUCACCCAGAUGUCUUUGGAGCUGAAGGCCGCCCGGGUAACCUGGUUGACUGCUUGAUCAAGUCAGCCGGUGACUCUGCCAAGCUCGAUGUUCUAUUCCUCUGGGACACCCUCCAAGCUCUUCUUAUUCCCUGCUGGCCUAAAGAUCGCACAACAAUCAACGGCACACCAAUUGGCGACGCAUGGCCUUUGAGCACCCUCAAGAACACGUCCGGCAGCUCUGACCCUGCAGACGGAAUUCAACCCUUCCACAAGCUCACCCAGUGGCUUACGUACUCCCUGAUGGUUCCCUUUCAGAGAGUCUUGGGCUUGGAGUGGACCAACGCGGACUCUCUAACGGCUCUACCAGAAUACCGCAAUGGCGGUCUGUUCGUCGAUCUCGGUGUCCUUGUCCUGAAGAAGGACACCCUCGACCGCGGACUGAAGGCAUCGGGUGAAGAGCUGCCCAUGUUCGAUGCGGGAGAUGAUGUUGUUGUGGAGUGGAGAGCCAUGACGCUGGUGCUGAUUGACAAGCUGUACGGCAAGAUCCAACCCCGCAUGGGUGAUGGCGUUCAGCUGAGCAUGGCGCAACUGCUGGAGGCUGGUACGUGGAAGUCCGGGCGUGAGGUUGCGGCGCAGCGGAGGCCGAAGACGAAGUCGAGUCCCAUCAUCAUCAAGAGUGAUGGCACUGUGUUUUAG